AUGGCUGCACCCAACAGUACCGCAGAUUUUGGGGACAUGAUACCAAGAGCUGGGAUGGAUCGCAAGGACAGGAAUCGCACAGCGCAACGAAAUUUCCGUCAACGUCAAGUCCAGUUCGUACAGGACAUGGAAGAUGGGAUUGGUUUGCUGCAAAACAAGCGCUCUCUCCUGCAUGCCAACAACGAGCUUCUCCGAAGCCAGCUCGACAAUUUGAAGAUCGAGAAUGAGGUCUUGCAAGCAGCAGUGGCCAAGCCGACGAGUAUUUUCAUAUUUCCACAGCCAGUAUCGACGUCCAGUCCGGAAAGUGAUACGAGUACAGCGGAAUACUUGCAGUCGUCUAGACGAGCUUUCGUACCAUUAAUCACUCCGAAGACAUCAAGAGAUGUCAAGCAUAAUCACUGUAGGCAGCCCGUUCCGAGGCGUGCUCACACCAAGAGUAAAACCGGCUGCAAGACUUGUAAGCUGCGCAAGGUCAAAUGCGAUGAAACGACGCCACUGUGCAACAAUUGCGCCAGGCACUUCACCAAUCUCAGGACGUGCGACUUCGAUGAGCUGGACCAUACAUUUGUUGAUCUUCCCGCGAAUAAUCUGGUGGAUAAGCAAAAUCGCCAGCAGUUGUCCAAGAGGCCUUUGUCGGUCGAAGAGGUCUGGCACUUAUUGCAGUCCCAUCCGAGAUAUCUGCUAGACAGGAUUGAUCUCGACAGAUUUGCUCAAGACCUGCGAGCGUUGGUGUUGUCCGAAGACAAAGCUCUGUCGUUCGAUGGAGAUCAGGUACUGGCUUUGAUUUAG
This is a messenger RNA of Recurvomyces mirabilis, 789 nucleotides long. RefSeq lists its product as uncharacterized. Bases 1 to 789 code for a protein of 262 amino acids. The record is from RefSeq and is a predicted model, not a curated record. The transcript is spliced from 3 exons. NCBI's taxonomy places the organism in Eukaryota, Fungi, Ascomycota, Dothideomycetes, Mycosphaerellales, Teratosphaeriaceae. Gene Ontology annotation, biological process: regulation of transcription by RNA polymerase II. Gene Ontology annotation, molecular function: zinc ion binding; DNA-binding transcription factor activity, RNA polymerase II-specific.